This is a messenger RNA of Ceratina calcarata, 2673 nucleotides long. RefSeq names its product collagen alpha-1(IV) chain-like. Lineage: Eukaryota; Metazoa; Arthropoda; Insecta; Hymenoptera; Apidae. The annotation marks the transcript as partial. Gene Ontology annotation, cellular component: extracellular region. Gene Ontology annotation, molecular function: chitin binding. The transcript is spliced from 3 exons. The record is from RefSeq and is a predicted model, not a curated record.
AGUUGCGAGAUGAAGACGCGCGCGUGUUAAAACCAACUUAGACUUCAACGUCACCCGUUGAGAUAAGUCAAAUUGGAACCAUGAGGACAGGCAUACCGACAUUGGGUGUCCUGACAAUAUUAAUUUUAUCAGCGUUCGGACAAAGCUUGGAAGAUGACGACUACUUCGAUCAAGAAACGCUACCACCGGGUUUCAUAAAAUUGCCAGAUACCCGUUGGAAAUUUCCACCUUGGAAACCAGGGAACCCGGGAUGGGGCAAAUCAGGGUUCCUGUGUAUAGAAGAAGGGUAUCACCCCGAUCCUCACGACUGUAGGGUGUUCUACAGAUGCGUUGAUUGGGGCAACGGACGGCCCUUGACAAGUUUUAGAUUCGAGUGCGCGUACGGCACGGUGUUCUCACCAAUCAGGGGAAACAUCUGUACGCACCCGCACGAAAGCGGUAGGGAGGAAUGUGGAGGUCGUUACAAUACAACCUCGUCGGAGUCUACACGAGAGACGACGAUAAUGACGACUACGUACGUUCCAUCGACUGAAAUCACAACCACGACUAAGGAACCUCAAACACCGACACAGACAACGACGUUAAGUCCGCCCACGACGACUUUACGUCCAUGGACGACGAGCAUUCAAACUACAACGAAUAGUGUACCGACGAGCAGCGGUCAAGUGCAAUGCACACAGGAGGGAUUCCUUUCCGAUCCACACGAUUGUAGAAAAUUCUAUAGAUGCGUGUAUGAUGGCAAAGGGGGAUUCACAAAAUAUGAAUUCGAAUGCGGGGUCGGAACUGUGUGGGAUCCGGAAAUUGAAGGGUGCAAUCAUCCAUGGGCUGUGUCACGUGAAGAUUGCAGAACAACUGGAACUCCAGGAAUACCAGGGACUUCUGGAUCUUCUGGCUCUCCAGGAACUACUGACACAUCUGGAACUUCUACCGUUUCUGAGUCCACUGGAACACCUGGCAUACCCGGAUCGCCAGGCACUCCUGGUACUCCGGGCACGCCCGGCACUCCCGAAAAACCAGGUACGCCUGAAACACCAAGCACACCAGGAUUCCCUGGCACACCUGGGUCUCCAGGAACUCCUGGAACACCUGGAACACCUGGCACUCCUGGUUCUCCUGGAACACCCGGAACGCCUGGCACACCUGGAACACCUGGCACUCCUGGUUCUCCUGGAACACCCGGAACGCCUGGCACACCAGGAACUUCAGGAACACCCGGUACAGCUAGUACACCUGGCUCCCCCGGAACUCCAGGGACUCCUGGCACACCAGGAACUCCUGGAACACCAGGCACCCCCAGCACACCCGGAUCUCCAGGAACUCCUGGGACUCCUGGCACACCAGGAACACCUGAAACACCAGGCACACCUAGCACACCUGGAUCUCCAGGAACUCCUGGUACACCAGGAACACCCGGAACGCCAGGAACUUCGGGAACACCCGGUACAGCUAGUACACCUGGAUCCCCCGGAACUCCUGGGACUCCUGGCACACCAGGAACACCUGGAACACCAGGUACACCCAGCACACCUGGAUCUCCAGGAACUCCUGGCACACCAGGAACACCUGGAACACCAGGCACACCUAGCACACCUGGUUCUCCAGAAACUCCUGGCACUCCUGGCACACCUGGAUCUCCAGGAACCCCUGGUACUCCUGGUACACCAGGAACACCUGGAACAACGGGCACAUCCAGCACACCUGAAUCUCCUGACACACCUGGUACCUCUGGAUCACCAGGAACUGAUGGCACACCUGGUACACCCGGAACGCCUGGUACACCAGGAACACCCGGUACGCCUGGCACACCGGGAACACCCGGUACAUCUAGCACACCUGAAUCUCCUGGGACACCUGGCACACCUGGGUCUUCUGGAACUCCCGGAACUACUGGCACAUCGGGCACUCCAGGCAUACCAGAGACUCCGGGAACACCCGGUACACCUAGCACACCUGGUUCUCCAGAAACUCCUGGUACUCCUGGCACACCUGGAUCUCCAGGUACACCAGGGACACCUGGCACACCAGGAACACCAGGUUCUCCCGGAUCAUCCGGAACGCCAGGUACAUCAGGUACACCUACAUCACCAGGCACCCCUGAAACUCCUGGCACACCUGGAAGUGGCACACCGGGAUCUCCCGGUACACCAGGAACUCCAGGGACAUCUGAACCAACCGGCACACCAGGUAGUUCUGGUACUGUUAGCACACCCAAUAGCAUUGGCACGUCUACAACACCUGGUGAUUCCGGCACAAAUAAUACUUCUGGGAAUGUCAGCACUACGGACACAAAUGGCACAACUGGCACAUUAAGCAUUUCAACAUCCACUAUUUCUAGCACGUUUAGCACUGUCAGCACUACUGAAGCAACAAAAACUCCCGCAAUAUCUAAGACUCCAUCGACUACUACUUCCUCAGAAACUGGCAGUACAAGUUCUACAUUACCUCCCGAAACAUCUAGUACAAGUGAAUACACCGACACUCCCAGUUCCACAUCCAGCCCUGAAACUACAACUACAUCCGAAACUCACAAAACGACUCCGUCCACCGGCAAAACCCAGACACCACAUAGUUCGAGUACUCACACACUUAGUAGUACAACCACUUCUGAAACUUCGACUCCCUCAGAAACUCCGAAACCGCCAAGUAGUUCAACUCCAUCCUCUACUGUUAGCA